Molecule: messenger RNA, 858 nt
Organism: Syzygium oleosum
Lineage: Eukaryota; Viridiplantae; Streptophyta; Magnoliopsida; Myrtales; Myrtaceae
Product: germin-like protein subfamily 1 member 7
Exons: 2
Coding region: 57-722 (221 amino acids)
Cellular component (GO): cell wall
Molecular function (GO): manganese ion binding
Source: RefSeq, a predicted model, not a curated record
AGCAAACAAAAGAAGAAGAAGAUAUCCGAGCCUUAACUCUCCUGUCCACAACUGCAAUGAAGUUUCUUCCAACUAGCCUUCUCAUCUUGGCUCUGGCAACCGCCACCGCUUUUGCCUUCGACCCAAGUCCUCUUCAGGACUUCUGUGUGGCCAUCAAUGACCCUGAAGUAUUUGUGAAUGGGAAGUUUUGCAAGGACCCAAAACAAGUCACAGCAGAUGAUUUUCUCUUUAAGGGGUUCAGAUACCCAGGUAAUACCGUGAACCCGCUCGGAUCGAAAGUCACGCCCGCUUUCGUCGACCAAUUUGCAGGACUCAACACUCUUGGCAUUUCCAUGGCUCGUAUUGACUUUGCUCCGGGUGGCCUGAACCCUCCCCACACUCACCCUCGUGGGACCGAGAUACUGGUUGUCACUGAGGGCACACUGCUUGUCGGCUUCGUCACGUCCAACCAAUUAAACAACACCUUCUUCACCAAAGUGUUGUACAAAGGGGAUGUGUUUGUGUUCCCAAUAGGUCUCAUCCACUUCCAGCUGAACAUUGGAAAGACCCCUGCACUGGCCUUUGCUGCUCUGAGCAGCCAGAACCCAGGAGUCAUUACCAUUGCUAAUGCGGUAUUCGGAUCGAAGCCACCCAUUUCGGCUGACGUUCUCACCAAGGCCUUCCAAGUGGACAAGAAGGUUGUUGACUACCUUCAGGCGCAGUUUUGGUAUGACAACAACUAAAUCGAUAAAUUGACCUCCAAGAUGUCAGAUUACCCCUGUAUUCUACAUACAUGAUUGCUGAGAUUGAUAAUUGCUUCGCAAUAAAAGAAUUGCUCUACAUGUAAUUGAUCAUGAAUGUUAGAGUAAUAAAAGAUCA